AUGAAGAACGUUCUCGCACCCUUUGCGGCCCUCGCCGCUGCCCUUACUGUCUCGGUGUCGGCUCUCGCUCCCCUCGAGCGCAACCUGGCCUACCGCUCGCCCUCGCUCCAGCUGAGCAACGGCGACGGUCUCAGCCAUGACAUUGAGCACAUCGGCUCCGUCAUUCGCAAGCGCGCCUACGACGAAUACGUCACCAGCAAGAUUGAAGGCAAGGCCAAGCGCAACAACGACAAGAAGACCCAGUACAAGACCGAGGCCGACUUCCUCGUCCAGCAGUACGACGCCAAUUGGGGCUCGGACGGCCGCGACGCUUACAAGGGAAACGUCUCGUUCCCUUACGGUGUCGCUUCCGGUGACCCUUACCCCAACUCUGCCAUUCUUUGGACUCACCCUGUGCCUGCUGACUCCAACACUGCGGCUCCCGUCUGCCUGCGCUACCAGACGUCCAAGAGCAAGACCGACUUCUCGUCGCAGAACCUGGUCGACGACAGCUACGCCUGGACCACCAGCGAGGUCGACUACUCGUUCAAGGUCGAGACCACCGGUCUUUCGCCCAAGACUGAGUACUACUACCGCUUCUUCCCCUGCCAUGACCACUCGGUCGUCUCCCCCGUCGGAAGCUUCAAGACUAUCCCUGAGUACAACGACGAGGACGUCGACUCGCUCAAGCUUGCCGUCUUCUCGUGCUCCAACCUGCCCUUCGGCUUCUUCAACGCCUACCGUGCGGCUGCCGCCCGCAACAACGGUGCCGACUACUUUGUCCACGUCGGCGACUACAUCUACGAAGCCCGUGGUGAUGGUCAGACCGUCGAGGGCGAGGAGACUUACGGUGACGGCACUGCCCUCAACCGUGUCCCUGCUCCUGCGAACGAGAUCGUGACCCUCCAGGACUACCGUCUGCGCUACGGCUCGUACCGUGCCGACAAGGACCUGCAGGCGAUCCACCAGGAGAUGGCCUUCUUCGGUGUCUGGGAUGACCACGAGGUCGCCGACAACUCGUACAACCACGGCACGGCCGAUGGCAACAACACCGAGGCUGGCGCCGUCCGCGGGGUCCGCUUCACCGAGCGCAAGCUCGCCGCGGUCAAGGCGUACUACGAGUGGAUGCCCAUCCGUCAGGUCGACACCACCGACUCGCUCCGCAUCUGGCGCAGCUUCCGUUACGGCAAGCUGGCCGAUCUCUUCUUGCUUGACACCCGUAACUUUGACCGCGACCUCACGGAUGUGUACUACAACACGGACGCCGUCGCUGCGAUCAGCAACGACACGGACCGCUCGCUCAUGGGCGGCAAGCAGGAGCAGUGGCUCUACCGCAACAUGAUCGACUCGCAGCAGCGCGGUGCUACUUGGAAGAUCAUCGGCCAGCAGAUCAUCAUGAACUGGCAGAACUACGGUCAGCCCGAUUUCAUGUACAACUAUGACGCUUGGCAGGGAUACCGCUCUAACCGUCGUCGCUUCUUUGACACGAUCGUCAAGAACAGCAUCGACAACACGGUGAUUCUGGCUGGUGACUCGCACGCCAACUGGGUCUACGACACUGUGCCCGAGGACCGACUCAACAACACCGCCUACAACCCUGUCACUGGUGACGGCUCGAUCGCAGUUGAGUUUGCCGGUACCGCCGUCUCGUCGCCCUCUUCGUACGGUCGCAACCUCACCCAGCAGCGAUACGAUGCUGCCUCCAAGAGGCUCGUUGGCAUUAACCGCAACCUCCAAUGGGCCGAGGGAGCUCACCGAGGUUACUUUGAGAUCGAGUUCACCAAGACCGACUGCUACGCCCAGUUCUACGGCUACCUCAACAACAGCCUGCCCAACUCGGAGGAGCUCGUCGUGGCCCAGUUCAACGUCAAGAAGGGCGCCAACAAGCUUACUCGCCCCAUCAACUACGGUAUCACCCCCAACUCGGGUGCUCUGCAGAGCCAGGCGGUGGACUACUCGAAGCAGUCGUGGAACGGCACUGCUUUUGCUUGA
Molecule: messenger RNA, 1971 nt
Organism: Kalmanozyma brasiliensis GHG001
Lineage: Eukaryota; Fungi; Basidiomycota; Ustilaginomycetes; Ustilaginales
Product: Alkaline phosphatase D-related
Exons: 1
Coding region: 1-1971 (656 amino acids)
Source: RefSeq, a predicted model, not a curated record